Messenger RNA from Pomacea canaliculata, 6231 nucleotides. RefSeq names its product conserved oligomeric Golgi complex subunit 4-like. The record is from RefSeq and is a predicted model, not a curated record. The coding region runs from base 1195 to 3246 and encodes 683 amino acids. Lineage: Eukaryota; Metazoa; Mollusca; Gastropoda; Architaenioglossa; Ampullariidae. The transcript is spliced from 21 exons.
UUAAAUUUUAGUAUCAACAGUUAUGUACAUAAUGAUGUAGUUUAUUUGUCUGACAUUUUUAAUGCUCUUUGUAAAGGGUUAAUGCACCACUGAAAUAAAUAAUGUUAGCUUCAAUGUCUCUAUUCCAUAAUAUGAACCAUAAUCUAAUGCAAUGAUAUAUAAUUUGCAGAGGCUAUGUUUAUUACCAUUUCACCUUAGCUGUUGUUAAUGAUUGCAGAUUGAUAAUCCUUAAUAUAGUGUUACAACAAAUAGCAUUACUUUUGCAUGAUUUUAUUUUGUGCUCUUGAUCAUUAAUGGUGGUUACAUGAUGGUCCAUUUUCAAAGAGUUAACAGUUAACAUCUGCUUGACAGAUUAUCUUUGUAACUGUUAUUUAGCAUUUUCAGGAGAAAAUAAAACUACUUUAAUCAAUAAGUCUUUAAAAUAACAUACCACUUUAUCAUAGAUUUAUCUUAGUGGGAAAUAAGUAGAUGUAUAAAGAAGGAAUGGUUAAAACCAUUGACCAUUUACAACAAUCAACAGAGCCAUCACACAUUCAUACCUCCACAACCUGGCAGAUUGUUAUACAACCACAAUUCAGACUCACACAUGAUCUAAAUUUGUUCACACACAGUAGUGUUAUACCAAAUACCAUCAAGCUGAGAUAGCUAGGUUAUAUCCGUGAUACAAUGAUUGACUGGAUAUAUCUAAAUAGCAUCUGCAGCAUAAUGAUUGUCCCUGGAUACACUUAGCUAACACAUUGGUGACAUGAUUGUGCACAGAUAAUCUAAUUAGCAUAUGGUCUCCCAUUGCCUGUGGUCUACAGUGUAAACUAAACACAUCCAGGUACAUUUAUUUUGUAAAGAUAAUUACCUUUUUUAUGCAUGUUGGUGUUUUUAUGCCAGUAUCUUAAGGGGAGGGGGAGGAGUUCCAAAUAUGUUUUUAUUUAAACAGUAUCUUUUCCCAAUCAUAAAUGCAGACUUAACUUGUUAUGGUUUUUUAAUUUACAUAGGCAAAGGUAUAUAAGUACAUAGCACAGGAAACAGGCAUCAAGUCAAAGUCACUAUGAUUUCCUUUUUUCCUUCCCAAACACAAACGUGCACAUGAUAUUGGAGGAAACUGGAGUCCAUGGACAAAACCAUUAAGAGUUCAGCAAGCAAUUGUCAUAGAGACCAAACCUGCAAAUCCUAGAGACAGAUUCCAGACAGCUGACUAGCAUGAUCUCCUUUACUUCCACUUUAGCAGAAAAUGUUAGUGGUAAAGUGCGCAAAUUGGAUUUAGCAAAGAGUCGUGUUGUUGAAUGCUCCCAGCGAGUUGAAGACAUUUUGGAUCUUAAAUUUUGUACAGAUGGAGUGCAAAUAGCUCUUCAGAAUGAAGACUAUGAAAAGGCUGCAGGUCAUGUCCAUCGUUUUCGAAACUUGGAUGAGACUGUAAUUCGAAUCAGUGCAGAGACUAACGAAGUACCUGGUGGAACACUUGAUACAUCUUUCAAGCAGUUGUACGAGUCAGAGGAGAAGCUCAAAAACAUUGUACACAGUAAAUUUGAUGCAGCUGUUCAUUGCCAAGAUGUUGCUUCAGUUGAGCGGUUUUUCAAAAUAUUUCCUCUUCUUGCCAUGCACAAUGAAGGGAUUACAAAGUUUGGAAAAUAUCUUGCAGCCCAGAUCUCAGAAAAAGCAGACAACAAUCUGAAAUUAGCUUUGCACACUCCUGAAAAUGACAAACGAGCGGCAGUAUUAUUUGCUGAUACCAUUACAUUACUGUUUGAAGGCAUUGCUCGUGUUGUUGAGAUUCACCAACCUUUGGUUGAGACUUAUUAUGGGCCAGGUCGACUGUUUGGAAUGCUGCAAAUUCUUCAGAAAGAAUGUGAUCGGCAAGCCAGAAAAGUUAUUGAGGAAUUUAAAUCCCAGCGCAAAUAUGAUGCUUUGGUGAGGCAGGUCCAGCAAAGCAUGUUACUGCAACAAAAACAAACUGCUGGAGAAAGGCUAGAUCCACGGGAGCUUGAUGUCAUAUUGUCAGAAAUUGCCCUUAUUAGUGCUCGAGCAGAGCUGUACAUGCGCUUUAUGCGACGACGAGCCCUAGGAGAUGUUGAGCUUGCAAUACAAGAAGUCGAGAAUCGUAAAAGUACAGUGGCUGAAGUUGAGAAGUUCUGGAAUGGUUGUGAGCUGAGUCGCUUGGUGCAGGAGCUAAUCAAUGUGUACAUCAUGAUGGAGGAGUAUUUCAUGCGUGAGAUGAUCCUAAAGGCAGUCAGCAUGGACUCUUCAGAAGAGGGUCAGCAAACCUCCAGCAUGGUGGAUGACACCUUUUUCAUUGUCAAGAAAUCUGUUAGAAGAGCCAUAUCCAGUUCAAAUAUAGAUGGAGUGUGCGCCAUGAUCAACCAUGCAUGCACAGUCUUGGAGCAGGAUUUCCGUGAAGUGCUGUACUCUCGUCUUCGUGCAGGGUUUCCAUCAGGAUUUGAUUUACAGCAUGCCUACAAUAUUGUUCAGGCCAGCAUCACCCAGGGAAAACUACAAAGCUCUGAUGCUGAGAAGGUCAAGGCUCGUGCUAACUUUCUGAUGUCCUUGAACAAUGCAGAGGUUACCUGUGAUUACUGCAAGGCACUGAAAGAUAAUCUUGAAGAUGAGGUGUCAAAACUGUUUACCCAGUGCUCAGAACAAAGCAAAGCAAAACUGGAGAGUUGUCUUGGAGACCUUGGCACAGUGUCAGGUCGGUUCAAAGAUGUAGUGGAUUUUGGCUUCUCUCAGCUAACAACCAGUGCCAUCAAGCCUCGGAUUAAACCAGUAGCAGAUGCCUUCCUGUCCACUAGCCAUAAUAUCACAGAGGAAGAUUUUUCUAAUUAUGAGGCCAAUGAUCCAUGGGUGCAAAACAGCAUAGUAACUCUUGACAACAUGCUGAGUACUUUCAAAAACUCAUUGACAAGUGCAAACUACGAGGCAUUUGUGAGCUUGGUUACUACAGAAGUCACUGCACAGCUUGAGAAAGCUGUGGGUAAGACUACUUUUAACAGACUUGGUGGCCUGCAGUUUGACAAAGAACUAAGAGGGCUGGUUGGUUAUCUGUCGUCAGUCACCACUUGGACAAUUCGGGAUAAGUUUGCACGCCUCACUCAGAUGGCCACCAUCUUAAAUCUUGAACGGGUGUCAGAGAUAAUGGACUACUGGGGACAGAACUCUGGACCGUUGACAUGGCGGCUUACCCCUACUGAAGUGAGGCAGACACUGACCCUGAGGAUAGACUUCAGAGGAGAAGACAUAAAGCGUUUGAAAUUAUAAGAUCAAAAGUGGUUGAGCUUCUAAUGUUUUGUGCAACGAACACAAAAUGGACAAAUCGCCAAACAUAAAAUCCAGGAAGGAUAUUAAAUUUAUGUUGCCCACAGAUUUUUGUGAGAAACAGCAACCUGUAAUCAAAAGCAGCCAAAAGAAGGAGAGAAAGCUUCAUCUGUAGGUCUCUUUGAAGGAUAUUCUAAGUUUGAGACCAUGAGAGUUGCAAGUCUUUCUUAGAAAUUUCAAAAGAUGAAAGCUUGUGUUACACCCCAAAGAAGGAUGCCAUUCUGUAGACUUCUUUGAGAGGUAAAGGCCUCAGAUCCAGGACCAGGAAAAAUGUAAAUAUGUUUCAUUUGUAAAUAAGUGGAUGAUGAAAGCUACUUCUUGUACAGAUUGAUGUGAGCGAGCACAGACACAAGACUCUAAAUCCUGUAUUUCUGGAAGUAAAGAGUAACUUCUAUUUUGCUCAUUUGUUUUAUGGUUAUGCAGACAGCAAUACAAAAAAAGAUAAUAAAGAGAGAUAAGAUCUUCAGAGACUUGAAACACAGAGAAAGAGACUCUAGUUGUUCGAACAUGAUUUAAAUCUCCAAGACUCUUUGACGCAUCUGCGUGCUUUAUAUAGGGACCAAUAUGGUCUCAAAUGAUUGCAUAUUACUCUUGCAAAGUGGGUGUAAGUGGUAGGAUACAGUUCUCAUCUGAAAAGGUGUGAAGAAAGAAUAUCCUAUAGCAGCACUAUCAUUCCAUCGUGGCAACAGCUAUUUUUUUCCUUGUUAACUAGCUUUUGAAAUAAAAUGGUUGGAGCAGAAUUUCUUAAAUUUAUGCAAACAAUCCUAACUAAAUAUUUUUGUAUUCUGAGAGUUAACAUGUGAGAAGAAUGUAAACACUUCAUGCAACAAACAUUCACAGUUGUGUAAUGUAUGUACAUAUUCAUAUUAAAAAUAUCUGUAUCAUAACUUCAGAGAAAAAGAACAGUAGACUUUAUACCUAUUUAUACAAAUCUAGUAGCUGUGAGGAAACAUCUUCACCCCAUUCCUUGUAUAUACUUAAAACCCAACAUAUCGAUAUUUAGCAGAUAUGGAGAAGCAGCUGACAGACAAGAUCCCAUAGGUAGAAAAAUGUUUGGAAGUUAUUACUUGCUUAGGGUGCCCUUCAGAGUAGUCUGAACAUUUUUUACAUGCCUUGUAGAAAAGAACGUUUUUGUGGUAGUCUAAGGGUUUGCUUUGGAACUUCUUCAGUCUGUUGCCUGCCCAAAAGAAAGGAAUAAUUUUAACAAUGCAACCAGUCCCAUGAUCCUUGAGACAGAGCUGAUUGUAAGAUAUGGAGCUUGUGGGCUUUAGCUUGUAUGUAUGAUGUCGUUGUUUACUGUGCCAUUUGUAUGAGCUAAGUGUUAUGUGUAGGGUUUUUUCAAAAUGUGUCUAAAUUAUGGUGUUUGGUAAAGAUAUCUGUGAAGAGCCUGAAGUAUAAAAGAGGUGCUGGGAGUUAGAUUGGUUAAAAACUCAGAAAUGGUUUUAAGGAUGUCUUAUUUCAUGAUAAAAUUAUUUUAGUUGGUGUUUUUUCAUAUUUCUUUCCUUUGCUGUUGAAUUUCUUGUUAUGGCUUGUGAGGUGUUAACUUGGGGUGAUCUGUGGAUAAUUGCCUUGUUCGAAAGUCUUUUCAGUCAGUAAUUAUAGCAUUGAAUAUAGUAUUUAAAUAUUUAAUUAAAAAAACACCUGAACUCUUCUAUUUAUAUUUAUUGAUAACAAAUUAGAUACUUCCACAAAAAUAGAAUCUGUUUUGAUAGCAAAUUUUGGGAAUGUUUAGGUGAUUUAUUGACAGAAAACCAUUUCAAAGUUUCCACAAACUCAUCUUACUCACCCCUUCGUUAAGGGGAUUUAAUGAUUUCACAAAUAGACUGCUUUAUUAGAUGGUGGAUGACAUUUAACUCCUAAUAAUAUUAAUAAUAAGUAAUAUAGCACCAUAUCUGAACCAAUAGGCAAGCUCAUGGCGCUUUACAAAAAAAUUAUAAUAAUUAGCGUUUCAUAUCUAUUGCUUUAGAGGUUGUUUAUAAAUUUUUUGUGCAAUGAAGCCAGUGGGAUAUUGGUGCACCAAGAAAACUUACAACACUGCAUGCAAAUUUGUGCAGCGGACAUUUCCAAAGAGAUAUGAUGAUCCAACUAAAAAAAUAGCAUUACUGGUUUCUGCUUACUGAAAUUCUAGUUUGGUGAAUUAGCCAUCUACCUCCAGCCCAACGCACACAAUGCCACAGCUGUUAAAAGAAAGUCUUUUAGCUUAGACAAAACUUGUACUGUUCCAAAGCGUUGUUUUAGCAUUCCUGUAUCUGUUAUAAAGUUUAAGAUUUUGUUUUUAUUUAUACAGAGAAUCAUCUCAGAUUUUGACUGCAGUAUAAUGGGGAAGCUAUGCAACAAUGUGCAGUUUGAUAAACUGCCUCAGAAUGUGUCUCCUUUAUAAAUUUUUGGUUGGAUAGGUAUUAACAUGCUGUUGUUACUGGCAUCUUAUUGUGAUGGAGCUUUUUUUCAUAAUUUAUAUCAAUGGUUUGUAAAUGAGGUGGACUGCUGUGACAAAGUGUGGUGGAAUAUGGUGGAAUUGUGUGUACAUGAACAUAUAUAACUAUAUGUGUUCAUCUACUAUCGGUAUGAUUUUUUAAAAAACUUUUGGAACUGUAAGAUGAUUGUGUGAGAGUGUGUGUGAAUGCAUAUGUAAGUGUAUUUACACAAUGACCGCAAGACACAUAAAAUGUGAAGAGUAAGAAAAAUGAGUGUCUAGGUGAAGGAACUUUACAUGUGUAUUUCUGACCAGAGAAUGGAAGUGCGUAUUUUAUUUCUCUAAAAGAAAAUAAUGGUGCAUAAUGCAGGUGGCUUUUGUGUGCAUAAAUAGGAUACACUUAAUUGUCAUGUUUUGGUUGUAUAACCAAAAAAAAAAAAAAGUUAAUGAUUUGGUUAUUAAUAGUCCUUUGCCUCGCUUACGUGGGAAAAAUAAAAAGGCAUGUUUCAAUAAUA